Molecule: messenger RNA, 2541 nt
Organism: Protobothrops mucrosquamatus (brown spotted pit viper)
Lineage: Eukaryota; Metazoa; Chordata; Lepidosauria; Squamata; Viperidae
Gene: ADAMTS4
Product: ADAM metallopeptidase with thrombospondin type 1 motif 4
Exons: 10
Coding region: 1-2541 (846 amino acids)
Biological process (GO): extracellular matrix organization; proteolysis
Cellular component (GO): extracellular matrix
Molecular function (GO): metalloendopeptidase activity
Source: RefSeq, a predicted model, not a curated record
AUGGGCAAAGAAGAUGAGACCACCGUACUGAACAUUGAUGAGAAAAUUAUGCAGACCCUUGAUGCGGUUUUUGUAACAGGGCCUGCUCAGAGGGCAACCCAAAGGGGUCCUUUGACCAGAUACGAUGAAGAAAUCGUUUAUCCUGAAAAACUGAAUGCCACUUCAAUUUUGGGGGGUCUAGACCCGGCUGGCACACUUGACAAUGAGAAUUCCCUCGAUUAUAACAUGGAUGCGGACCAACAUCUGUCCUUUCGACUGCAGAUGUUUGGGGAAGAGCUGACCCUCCAUUUAGAGAAAGACCCCAGUUUUUUCUCCAAGGACUUGACCGUCCAAUAUUUGGGCAGAUUGAGGCCGGAGGUGGACACUCCAACUGAACGUGGCAACUACUACACCGGGACAAUCAAUUCGGAUCCGGAAUCGAUCGUGGCAAUCAGUUUUGACGGGACCUCUUUGAUUGGGGUGCUGCAGUAUGGGGGUACCGAGUAUCACAUCCAGCCUCUGAAAGGGGGGACCCCAAACAUGGAGGGAGGAACCGAAGCCCACGUGGUGAGGAAGAAGAUGUUAGACAAAGGGGACGGGCCCAUGUGUGGGGUUGGCGCGCAGGCGUCGGAGGGCGCGCCCAGCGAAGAAGGAAAGCUAUGGAAGAAAACGGAUGCAUUUCCCAGGAGAACCAAGCGCUUUGCGUCCAUCCCACGCUACGUGGAAACCUUGGUGGUGGCCGACGAAGAAAUGAUGCGCUUUCACGGCGCCGGGCUGAAGCCGUACCUGCUCACCAUCAUGGCAGCCGCUGCCAAGUUCUUCCGCCACCCGAGCGUCCGGAAUCCCGUCAACUUGGUGGUGACCAGGCUGGUGGUGAUCGGAGAAGCCGAGGACGGGCUGAGGGUCACCUCCAACGCGGCCGAGACCCUGCGCAAUUUUUGCAGCUGGCAGAAAGGGCUGAACAAGCCCAGCGAUAAAGACCCCGAGCAUUUCGACACGGCCAUUCUCUUCACCAGACAGGAUCUCUGUGGACGCUCCAGCUGCGGCACCCUUGGCAUGGCAGAUGUGGGCACAGUCUGUGAUCCGACCCGCAGUUGUUCCAUUGUCGAGGACGAUGGGCUCCAGUCAGCCUUCACUGCGGCCCACGAAUUGGGCCACGUCUUCAACAUGCUGCACGACGACGACAAACACUGCAAGGAGCUGAACCGUCACAGCAGCACCCGCCACAUGAUGGCCUCCGUCAUGUCUCCCGUCAAUCCCGACGAGAUGUGGUCCCCGUGUAGCAGCCGCUUCAUCACUGAUUUCUUGGACAACGGACACGGAUCCUGCCUUUUAGACAAGCCCCACGAACCGCUGAAGCUGCCGGCCGUCUUCCCCGGCAGCAAUUACAACGUGGACCAGCAAUGCCAGCUCAGCUUCGGCACCGAAUCCCGCCACUGUCCCAACAUACACUCGCCCUGCUCCUCGCUCUGGUGCACCGGCCAGAUCAACGGGCAGUUCAUGUGCCAGACCAAAUAUUUUCCCUGGGCAGACGGGACCCCCUGCGGGGAAGGGAAGAGCUGCAUGAGCGGGGAAUGCAUCAGCCACACGCAGCUGAAGGCCUACAAUAUUCCGACCCACGGAGGUUGGGGCUCCUGGGGGCCAUGGGGCGACUGUUCCCGCAGUUGCGGCGGUGGGGUCCAGUACUCGACCCGGGAAUGCAACAAGCCAGUUCCCCGGAAUGGGGGCAAAUACUGCGAGGGGAAACGAACUCAGUUUCGUUCUUGCAACAUACGGGAGUGCCCAGACGGAAACGCUCUGACCUUCCGUGAGCAACAGUGCGCCGUGUACAACCACCGAACGGACAUGUUCAAAGAUUAUCCCGCGCCCAUGGACUGGGUCCCUCGUUACAGCGGUGUGGCCAAGCGCGAUCAAUGCAAGCUGACCUGUCAAUCCCAUGCUUUGGGCUACUACUACGUGCUGGAGCCAAGGGUGGCUGAUGGGACGCCCUGCUCGCCAGAAUCUACCUCGGUCUGUGUCCAGGGACGCUGCAUCCAUGCCGGCUGUGACCGCGUCAUCGGGUCAAAGAAAAAGUUUGACAAAUGCAUGGUGUGCGGUGGAGACAACUCGCAAUGCACCAAAGUCUAUCGCUCCUUCACCAAACCUCAGUACGGCUACAACGACGUGGUCACCAUCCCUGCCGGAGCCACCAGCAUCCUGAUCCGCCAGAUCAGCAGCUCGGCGACGGCCAGCGACGGCAUCUACCUGGCCCUCCGCCGGAGAGACGGCUCCUACGCCCUGAACGGCAACUACAUCCUGAUCCCCUCCGAGCAGGACGUUCACCUCCGCGGCGGCGUCACCUUGCGCUACAGCGGGGCCACCAAGCCGAUGGAGAUGAUCACCGGCCCGGGACCCCUGAAGGAGCCGCUCACCUUGCAAGCAUUGGUGGUGUCCGAUCAGAAGACCCCCCGCCUUAAAUACACCUUCUUCGUCCCCAAGCCCACCAAACGCCUCUCCAAUCAGUGGCUGAAGCAGAAAGCCCGAAUUUUGGAGGUGCUACAGAGUCGGCGAGGACGCAAAUAG